CUUUAUUUUCUCCCCGCCCUAUCAACUGCCGCCAUGUUGUUCUGAGGCAGGAUGACAGCAGAGAGAGAGCGCAGACGAAGACGGAUAUAGUCUAAAAACCCUCGAAUCUACUACUUUAUUCAACCGACAGACGGUCUGUUUUUUUUAUCGCGGACUCGCGAGGAACUCAUUUCUCGAUAUAUACGCAAGUACGUGCGUGUUUUACUAAAAAAAAAAAAAAAAGCAGUGAACGCUGUAUUGUACUGUAAUUUUGCUUUCCUAUGGCGUAGGCACAUUUUCUAAAUACAUCUUUUUAUUUCAGGAUGGGAGGGGAUCCUCCCACAUAAAUAUAAAAUCCUGAAAAUAUUCGUUUUUUAAAGUAUAUACCAUGAAAAAGCCAGAAGUCAGAAGCGUAUUUAAAGAAGAAUUUAUUCCUGUCUGCGCUUAACUACCUUUUACCAGCUACCUACAGGAAUAACCAGACGAGUGCUCUUUGCAUGGUCAACUGCUUUACCACAAGUUUUCUGCUGUCAAAACUUUGUUUAUUAAGCAAAAGUGAAGAUCCGAAAUAGCACAUUUCGAAGAUGACUGGCAAUAUUCCAGCUGAUAUGAUCAACUUGAGGCUCAUCUUAGUGAGUGGAAAAACAAAAGAGUUCCUGUUCUCUCCAAACGACUCUGCGGCCGACAUCGCCAAGCAUGUGUACGACAACUGGCCAAUGGACUGGGAAGAGGAACAAGUGAGCAGUCCAAAUAUCCUGCGCCUCAUCUACCAGGGCCGUUUCCUACAUGGCAAUGUGACACUUGGAGCUUUAAAACUGCCUCUUGGAAAAACUACAGUGAUGCAUUUAGUUGCCAGAGAGACACUGCCCGAGCCAAAUUCCCAAGGUCAAAGGAACCGAGAAAAGACUGGAGAGAGCAACUGUUGUGUGAUCCUGUAAAUGCAUCCCUCCCACCUUGAAUGAGUGUGUUCUAUUAUACUUCACCCAUGCUGCUGUGACACUCACAUAAACAACUACUCACACCUGACUCCCACGAGCACCUGACCAGGACGAGAGCUUUACAUCACUCGCACGGAAAAUCACACCCAAGAGAGAGGACAAAAUAUUGUGCUGUUCAGCAGUGAUACAAAACAUCUUUGUAUUGUUUCUUGUCCAUAUUUAAGCCAAAAGAUGUGAAGAGAUUCCAACCCUGAAAGAAGCAGAUAAUUAAAUACAUCCCACCUUCUGGCACACUCAUUCCCACCUUUUCUAACACCUCCACAUACUAACUCAUGCACUCAUUUAAACACACACACACACACACACACACACACACACACACACACACACACACACACACACACACACACACAUUCACACUCACUCAUAA
Molecule: messenger RNA, 1347 nt
Organism: Xyrauchen texanus (razorback sucker)
Lineage: Eukaryota; Metazoa; Chordata; Actinopteri; Cypriniformes; Catostomidae
Gene: ubl3a
Product: ubiquitin-like 3a
Exons: 5
Coding region: 564-917 (117 amino acids)
Molecular function (GO): protein binding
Source: RefSeq, a predicted model, not a curated record